Molecule: messenger RNA, 1235 nt
Organism: Maylandia zebra (zebra mbuna)
Lineage: Eukaryota; Metazoa; Chordata; Actinopteri; Cichliformes; Cichlidae
Source: RefSeq, a predicted model, not a curated record
UCCUCCGAGCAGCAGGAGGAGGAAGGUGGAGCUGAGGCAGGAGUCAUUUGGUGUCACCCAGUAGCCCCAGAUGUGGGGUUAGUAACUGUCCCAAAAUGCAGUGCGUGUCCUGGAUGGACUAAAGACGGAUGAACGAAGUUUAAAAACUACAAGUCCCAGCAUCCUCUGUGUUUAGGGAGGAGCAGUGAAAGUGUUGAUCCUCCGUUCAGAGCAGCAGGAGGAGGAAGGUGGAGCUGAGGCAGACUAACUCCACCCUGACAUCAAGAAGAUGGAGGAAGAGGACGGAGCAGCAUCCAGCUGUGUGUCUGUGAGGAGUGACGGGGUUACACAAACACCUCCACCUUACAGUCAUGGACCUGCAGCAAUAAUAGGUCAGAGGUCACAGUCUCCAGCAUCCAGCUGUGUGUCUGUGAGGAGUGACCGGUCCAGAGACAGACCUCUACAAUUCAGUCAUGAACCUGCACCAACAGUGAACUUCAAUCAUGGAGCUCAGCUGACCAUAGGUCAGAGGUCACAGUCUCCAGUAUCCAGCUGUGUGUCUGUGAGGAGUGACCGGUCCAGAGACAGACCUCUACAAUUCAGUCAUGAACCUGCACCAACAAUGUUCUUCAAUCAUGGAGCUCAGCUGACCAUAGGUCAGAGGUCACAGUCUCCAGUAUCCAGCUGUGUGUCUGUGAGGAGUGACUCGUCCAGAGACAGACCUCCACAAUUCUGUCAUGAACCUGCACCAACAAUGUUCUUCAAUCAUGGAGCUCAGCUGACCAUAGGUCAGAGGUCACAGUCUCCAGUAUCCAGCUGUGUGUCUGUGAGGAGUGACCGGUCCAGAGACAGACCUCUACAAUUCAGUCAUGAACCUGCACCAACAGUGAACUUCAAUCAUGGAGCUCAGCUGACCAUAGGUCAGAGGUCACAGUCUCCAGUAUCCAGCUGUGUGUCUUUGAGGAGUGACCGGUCCAGAGAAAGACCUCUACAAUUCAGUGAUGAACCUGCAGCAACAAUGUUCUUCAAUCAUGGAGCUCAGCUGACCAUAGGUCAGAGGUCACAGUCUCCAGUAUCCAGCUGUGUGUCUGUGAGGAGUGACCGGUCCAGAGACAGACCUCUACAAUUCAGUGAUGAACCUGCAGCAACAAUGUUCUUCAAUCAUGGAGCUCAGCUGACCAUAGCUUCUGCACAGUGUCAUCAAAUCUGGAUGUUUGUCACUGACAGUCAAUGAUUUUAGUGAUAAAGAAAUGUGU